Owenia fusiformis is the source of this 833-nucleotide messenger RNA. NCBI's taxonomy places the organism in Eukaryota, Metazoa, Annelida, Polychaeta, Sabellida, Oweniidae. The record is from the annotation of a GenBank genome assembly.
AAAAAAGUGUUCAGAUUGGAAGGUGUUUGGAUUAGCCAGGUGUUCAGAUACACAGGUUCUACUGUAUUACUAUCAAUUUAACAUCCAGCUGAGCAAGAAACCUGAGAAGAUCUCUUGUUUUAGGAAUAAUCAAUUUAAUGAAGAAGAACUUGUCAUAUUUAGCCUUGAUGUUUACCCUUUGCAAAAGUUUAUCACACACUUUAAAUUAUUGAUAAUUCUACAAUCUAUCCUACAGUGUGUUCACUAUCUAAGCACCUCACUCAUUUUUCAAGUCAUACAUAUACAGAUAGCAAUUCAUAAUAUGCAGUCAGAAAUCAGCACACUUUCCUACCCUUUUCUACCUAUAGGCAGCUGACCUCAAUUUCACAUUCAAACUCCCAUGAAAACCCAUGAAAGGUACAUUUGAGAUCUUAACAGCAUUAUGGUACUUGGUGUUCUAUACCAGUAAUUCUAUCAAUACAUUAGGUCCAGCAAUAAAGGCAAGUGGAGUUGAAGAUCGUGUUGCAUGUAUUCAUUGCUCUCUAGAACACUCAGGAAAUGAAGAAUGGGGAAACAAAUUACCGAGAUACCUCAGAAGUCAAACACACAAUCUCUGUAAUAAUUGGCCUAGAAUCAAUGGUAGCAUCCCUGAUAAUAAUAAUAUAUUUGUGCCUAACUUGUUGACAUGAUUUUAUAAGUUAUUUUGGAAAACAUAUUUUGGAUUUUCUUGACUUUCUUGUUUGGACUAAGUAGAUUCUAGACAAAACAUACUUUUACAUAUACUCCUCAUUUAAUUUAUGUCAUCUGUUACUUUCCUAGAUUUAAUUCAAAAUGUUACGCCACUUAUAUAUAGG